Molecule: messenger RNA, 8012 nt
Organism: Egretta garzetta (little egret)
Lineage: Eukaryota; Metazoa; Chordata; Aves; Pelecaniformes; Ardeidae
Gene: ZBTB5
Product: zinc finger and BTB domain containing 5
Exons: 2
Coding region: 3138-5153 (671 amino acids)
Biological process (GO): regulation of transcription by RNA polymerase II
Cellular component (GO): nucleus
Molecular function (GO): DNA-binding transcription factor activity, RNA polymerase II-specific; RNA polymerase II cis-regulatory region sequence-specific DNA binding; protein binding
Source: RefSeq, a predicted model, not a curated record
CGCUCGUAGUGAAAGAUGAAAUCACCUAUUUUCUGUAUUCCUGUUUCUUAUUAAAAAAAAGCAGCAAACUCAAAUUCUUCCAUUUUAUUACAUAACUUCAUUUGUAAGGGAGACUGUGAUGCAGUGGUUAAUUAAAUCUCAUUACGGUGCUUAUUUCAGGCAUUCCGGCAUCAUAGCCUUAGUGCUGCCAGAUUAGGAGAUUUUUGAUGCUGCCGUAAGCCUGGACCCUCACUACUGCUGGAAGGUGUAAAGUUUAAUUUAUUUAUUUAUUCUUUUUACAAUCCACAAGCAGCAAUUACAGUUGGGGGCAACAGAUUUUUGCCAGCAGAAGUUUUGGCUUCUCAGUAUUUAGGUACAACUGUGGUUCUUUGCAAGCCUGUUUCCUUUGGAGAGCGGCAAGGUUCUUUGUCCAAUGGUGAAGUCUUUCUCCAGCAAAGACCUGCAACGCGUAUGCCACGUGCCUUCGGGAAGGGGAGGUGGGUGAAUGCCAGCUGCCUCUGGGCUGGGGAGCACCCGCUGCGCCCCCAUGAGCUCCAGCCCGGCCGCUGAGGCAGGCAGAGCCUGUUCUGGGAGGUUUUUGUGUGACCGGAUGUUUUUGGUCUUUGUGCUUUCAUGUUAGUUUGCCACCUCUUCUGGCAUGAAUUCAGGUCUCUUCGCCUACUGUACUACUGAUUCCCUUAAUUUUCUGUAGCCCGAUGUUAGUCCAAGAGCAGCAAAAGCUGCAAACUUGAUCAGGUCCCUUUGUCCAGGUUUCCCGUAAUGGAUUUUGCAAGCUUGAGGAUCAGCAAGUGGUGGCUGUUUGUCCCACAGUAGUGUCCGUAGUAGCCGCAAGGCAGGUGCAGAGUACCUGUAUCUAAGGCCUUCCGACCUGGUACCUGCCUGUAGUCUGUGACCCUGACAGCACAGGAGUUUUUCAGUGACAAGAAGCGAUACGGAGUGCGAUUGCUCUGCCCGUCCCUUCCGUAGCUAGACACUGGCCAGUUUUGACUGAGGAGACUGGUGUUUUAAGUCCAGCAAGGCUUGUAGCUGUGGGCCUGAUAGAAAAGGGGGGGCUAGCCUUGUACCCUCACUGGGUGGAGAACCCAGCAGGCGUUCAGCGUGUGCUUGCUCUGCUCUGCCAGUGGAUGGCGGUGACUGGGAAACCUCGCUCAGCCCCGGCCCAGCCUGAGCUUGGGGUGCGGGGGGUUUGGUGCAAUGGGCUGUGGCUGGGGGGCAAGUGGGGUUAGUGUGCAGGGAGCGAGGGCACACAGAGCGUGCGUUAACGUCGUUUCCUGAGAAACCUAAUCUCAUGCUGCUUGCGGAGUAACUCCUGAACUAGUUCAAAAGAUGUGUAUCCUUUACAAAAGAGGACCAAGAACCCUUCCGCUUUCCCUUGCCAUGUCAGUGGUGAUAAUCGGAGGCUGGGGAACAUUGCAGAUGUACAUUCUAGUUUAAGCUGAGCUGCUGCCAGAAACCCGUGGAUCUUUCUAAUUCUACACCUGCCUGCUUACGUAUGCAUGAGGGUAAAUCUGUCAGUGACCUUCUGGGUAUUGCUUUUGACCUUCACCAGCACGGUCUUAUAGCAGUAUGUGUCUUGACGAUGGAAGUCCCGAGUCUGCCCUGUCUGCCCUGCUGCCUUUUGCCUUGCAGCAAAGCAGAGCACUGAGCUUCGAGCUGCUGCAGGCUCUGUGCUUCUGCAGGCUGACGGCGCCUGUGUGGCCACGAGCUGCUGUGGCUCCGUGCCUAGGAUCUCGGGAGCUGCUCUCCGCAUUUCUUUUGCUUCUUCUGCUGGUCCGUCCAAGUAAAUAGCUCAUGUGCGUGCGUCCAGGUGAACAAAAUUGCGAAGUAAUUAACAAUCUACAUCAGCAACUGUACCUGUUUUCCUCCGAACGAAUGCGUGUGCUUGGCAGCCACUGCCUCUGGCCUUAGCGUACCUUCUGAGCAAAGUUGUGUAAUGUGAAACACCUGCGGAGAGUUUGAAGUGCAAACGUUAUUUCUGAGCAAACUUUGCUUUACUGGUCAGACAUGACCAUGGGAAUCUUCGUGUGCAAUUUACUCACGUACCUUGUGACUGCACAGAUACGGAAAUACAGCACAUGGUUUGUUCACAACAUCUGCAUUUGAAGACAGAAUUUCUAAGUUGGCAGACUCACGUUUGAUCCCUCUUCAAAAGUGCAAUUCUUUCUGUGUGACCGUGAUACUGUGGUGUUGCUACUGAAACAUAGACGUGAACACAGAAGUGUGUAUGUGUGUAUGGCCCGUACACGCAACCUUUCUGUCGCCCAAAUCUCAUGCUUGGUUGAUUUGUCAUGAGGAAAAGUAGAGAUACCGCUGAAGGUCACCUGUUAAUCUUCAGAUAAGUCUACUAAGAUUUGCCUUAUGUUCUGUUAACAGAAAUUUAAGGAAAAAACCCACCCCUGAGUUUGUCUGGUUGUCUUGUUGAGUGUUACAUAAUUUUGUCAGAAGCUUCCCAUAACCUCCUUGUGGACCAGGAAGGUUCAUAAGAAAUAACAGGUAUGGAGACAGCUUGUAACGUCAGCAAACUUCUCUAUCUUUCUGCCGUUUUACUUAUUUUGUCGGGAAAACAGAGGGCUUUCAGUGCAUCCCAGCUGAUAAACUAUAGUGAAUAAGAAAACAGUAUUGCACUUCUGAUAGCUAAAGGUGGCAGUUUGAGAUAAGAGCUGGCCACUUGUUCUUGUGCAGAAGUGUCUCCCUUCUUCUCCAUUAACCCUUCUGUAUGUUUCUGUGUGAAAAGCAGGUGCUUGAAUGAGUUCUGCACAGUAGCUGAGAAACUGCAGAAAGUCAUUUGCGGAAGGUGAAGCUGGAUUAAAAGAGAUGAGAACUAAAGUUCAGACUUGUCAGCGGGAGGUUAUCUAAUAAUGCGAACAAUUUAUCAAAAGUUGCUGUAGAUUAUUCACAAUUAGAUAUUUUUUUAAAAAACAGGAUUAAGUGUUUUGCUAAAGAGUGUCUUUUAGUUUGGACAGGAGCUAACGGAGGUGGAAUGACCUGUGUUACUCAGUUUGCAGCAGAGCUGCCUGUGACACGUCCAAUGCUGAGGCGGCGGUUACGUGGCGGUUACGCUAGGUCAGCCCCAUGGCAGAACCUGCAUUUUCUUCCUCAUCCUCCUCCACAAGAUUGUCAGCUUUGAUACAGUACCGAUGUGGCAGUGGAUCAUGGAUUUUCCAGGACACUUUGAGCAAAUCUUUCAGCAGCUCAACUACCAGAGGCUUCAUGGCCAGCUUUGCGACUGUGUCAUUGUGGUGGGAAACAGGCACUUCAAAGCCCAUCGCUCUGUUCUGGCAGCAUGUAGCACACACUUCCGAGCUCUGUUCACUGUAGCAGAAGGAGAUCAGACUAUGAAUAUGAUUCAGCUGGACAGCGAAGUGGUGACAGCAGAAGCUUUUGCUGCUCUGAUAGACAUGAUGUAUACUUCCACACUAAUGCUUGGGGAGAGCAACGUUAUGGAUGUCUUGCUGGCUGCUUCUCACUUACAUUUGAAUUCUGUCGUUAAAGCAUGCAAACACUACCUUACUACCAGGACGCUGCCGAUGUCUCCACCGAGUGAUAGAGUUCAAGAGCAAAAUGCACGCAUGCAGAGGUCUUUCAUGCUCCAGCAGCUUGGACUGAGCAUCGUCAGCUCUGCGUUAAAUUCCACUCAGAGCGCAGAGGAACAACCAAAUGCUAUGAGCUCCUCGAUGAGAAGUAACAUUGAGCAGCGCACUGCUUUUCCUAUCCGUCGUCUCCAUAAACGUAAACAGUCUUCUGAAGACCGGGCCAGGCAGCGCAUCAGGCCUACCAUGGAUGAGUCUGUUUCCGAUGUGACUGCAGAGAGUGGGCAGUCAGUAGUUCAUUCACGGGAAGACUUCUUCUCGCCCGAUUCACUGAAGAUUGUGGACAACUCUAAGGCUGAUGCUGUUGCUGAUAACCAGGAGGAUAAUACCAUUAUGUUUGAUCAGUCUUUCAGUGCUCAGGAAGAUGCUCAGGUGCCCAGCCAGUCUGACAACAGCGGAGGAAACAUUUCACAGAUGUCCAUGGCAUCCCAGGCAACGCAGGUGGAAACCAGCUUUGACCAGGAGGCUGCUUCUGAGAAGAGCAACUUUCCAUGCGAGAAUCCAGAGGUCAGUCUGAACGAAAAAGAGCACAUGAGGGUGGUGGUGAAAUCUGAGCCCUUGAGUUCCCCAGAGCCUCAAGAUGAGGUGAGUGAUGUCACUUCCCAAGCGGAGGGCAGCGAGUCUGUUGAAGUGGAAGGAGGAGUGGUGAGUGCAGAGAAGAUAGAACUGAGUCCUGAGAGCAGCGACCGUAGCUUUUCUGACCCACAGUCAAGUACUGAUAGGGUGGGAGACAUCCAUAUCAUGGAGGUGUCCAAUAACCUGGAACACAAGUCUACUUUCAGUAUCUCAAAUUUUCUAAAUAAAAGCAGAGGUGGUGGCUUCGGUGCUAGCCAAAACAGUGAUGACAACAUUCCAAAUACCACCAGUGACUGCAGAAUGGACAGUGAUGCGUCUUACCUGAUGAGUCCAGAGGCGGGGCCUGCUGGUGGCCAUUCGUCCGCCACCGUCUCUCAUGUCGAGAACCCAUUUAGUGAGCCCGCAGACUCUCAUUUUGUUAGGCCAAUGCAGGACGUGAUGGGUCUCCCCUGUGUACAGACUUCAGGAUACCGGGCAGCAGAACAGUUCGGCAUGGAUUUUCCACGGUCGGGCCUCGGCUUGCACUCCCUGUCAAGGGCAAUGAUGGGCUCAGUAAGAGGUGGAGCUAACAGCUUUCCUGGCUACCGCCGCAUAGCCCCCAAAAUGCCUGUGGUGACCUCUGUCAGGAGCUCCCAGCUGCAGGAUAACUCAUCCAGUUCCCAGCUGAUCAUGAAUGGGACCACUUCUUUUGAAAACGGGCAUCCGUCGCAACCUGGUCCGCCACAACUGACAAGGGCGUCUGCAGAUGUUCUUUCAAAAUGCAAGAAAGCCUUAUCGGAGCACAACGUCUUGGUUGUAGAAGGUGCGCGCAAGUAUGCGUGCAAGAUCUGCUGCAAGACAUUCUUGACCUUGACAGACUGCAAGAAACACAUCCGCGUGCACACGGGAGAGAAGCCUUACGCCUGCCUGAAGUGUGGCAACGGGUUCAGCCAGUCCAGAACACUCCAAGACAACCUGCCUGAGGUGGCAGAGCAGCAACCUGCCUAGCACGUUGCUCUAACCUCCUCCACCCCAGGCCUGAAGGAGGAUGCCGGUGCGGACGUCUAGCUCCCUGAAGCACCGCUGGAACACAAACACUACUUUCUUCAAGGCUGCAGGCUCAGAGGCUGCUCUUGUUGGCCAGAGAACACUUGGGUGUGAUUGUGCCACACACACAAAAGUCUUGGUUCUGUUAAUUGGGGAUAUUACUGUACCUACCUCACAGGGGUGUUGUGAGGCUUAAACAGCUGUGAGCAAAGAGCUUGGAGAUGCUCGGAAGUCACGCUGUGGAUGUGGGAAGCAUUACUGGGAUGCAUGCUCAGGCUUUGGGCUGGCGGGGAUACAAUCCCUCAAGCCAAGCAGUUCCUUUGCAGGGCAGAGGCGUGAGAGUGUAGUUGUCUCAUGAAGUAGCAUGUUUCGAGAAUGAGAAACUGAAGUGCAAAUUUCCUUUUUUUUUUUUUUUUUAAAGUAUUUUGUAAAAGUGAAAGCAUUUAAAUGAGUGACCUGUAAAACAAGUUGCUGCAUUAUGUGUGGACAGUGAUGCGAGAGCUGUUUACUGUAACGAACGCAGACUGCGUGUCUUUGAAAGAGAGGGACAGCUCUGGAUGCACCUGCCUGACGUAAUGCUUUAUAGUACGCUAAUGGUAAAAAUAGUUCUAGGGUUAUGAAUGUAUGUUUGGCUGUUUUGUAGUAAAGGACACUGUGUAAUGAAGGUGCUUAAAUUAAACCCAAGACAAGUAACUUUUGGACUGCCAGAUGUAUAUAUACUUUGAAUACAGCAAGAUCUGGGUGUCUGACUGAUUUCUUUUUCUGUAGAAACUUGUAUUAAGUGAUAAGUGAAGUACUGUUUCUUGUUCAUGCUAUUCUUAGCAGUAUUUUAACCCAUUUGUAUCUCCUAUGUUAAAAUUCUAUAUACACACAAGUCUGAAAAGAGCUUGUCUUUGUCUGCUUUGUUAUUUUGAAGGAGGGAGAUAAUUUGUGACGGCUUUUUUUACCGUGUAAGAUAGUCUCUUGCUGUUUCUGGAUGCUGAUAGUCUGUCUGAUCCUGUUGUUGCAUAAGGAUAUUGUCCCUUUCUGACACUCUUAUCUUCAGGCUUUAAUUUCCUCCUCUCUGCACUUACUUUCCUUCACAACUCUGGGUCAUUCCUCAGAUCAAACCAGUGAGGAAUGAUCCUCGUUUGCCGUAUUUAUUUAUGUCCCUCUGUGAAAUGUAGUUGUCAAAUCCGGUCUUUCCACUUAGUGUCAUAAAUGUGCUUUUCCACAUAAAUUAAAAAAAUCUAGCAUAAAUUUAAUCUUAAAAAGUAGCACUGUACGCUUUGCAUAGCAGAAAAUCAGUGAUCAUUAUUCUUCCAGUGAGUCGUGUCAAUCUUGUUUUAAUUUCCUCUUCUUUGGUGCCAUUGUAGCCAACAUUGUCUGCAGUCUCUUUUUUUUUCCUUGUUAAAGAUGCACAUGAACUAAUGACUGGCGUUCAGUAUAUUAGGUUCUAGAUAAAAUUUUGGAGCACUUCUGCUGAUAAAUGUUGCUCUGCCAUAUAGAACGUGGGUCAGGGCUACUGCAUGUCAGUUCUGCUCAGGAGAGACAGGGUUUGCAUCUCCUGGUGUCCAAGUCCCAGAUUUGCAAACCUUCCCCUCCUGAUGUUGGUACCCACAGCAAACGUAUCCUGUGUGGCGAUACGCAGUUGUUUUCGUGCUAUCUAACAGUUAGCCGCCUUCUUCAGCAUCUUGGAAUUCUGUUUGGAUAAACUGAAAACAAAACCCUAAUCCGCAGCCCCAUAGGCCGCUCAGCAGGGAUCAGCUGCAGAAGCACAGAAACCAGUUGUCGCCAGCCCAAAGGGAAGGUGGAUAUCUUCCCGUGCUUGGCUUUAUGUGAAACAGCAGCGCGCUAAUGAGGAAAUGUGUCUUGAUCCCGAAUUACACUGCUUCACGUUGGAAAAACUGCCAAAUGCCUGUCAGCGUGUCAUGUGCACCUUGAGCAUCCAAGGUAAACAGGAGCAUGGAAACACAGGGAAUGAUUGGAUUGAUCCCUCUAAAAUGCUGAAAUCUUGUUACAGGAUUUAUCUAAUGGUUGUAUUUCUGGCUCUCAGUUUUAUAAGCAUUAAGAAAAUGUGCUGCAUUUUUUUUAAAGCAUUAGGAUAUGCCACAUUUUGUUGGAUAAUAGUUUUGGUAUCGGGGACUAACAGCAUUGAGCUAUACUAAACAAUCUCACUGAAACAUCAAUAAAAUGCAGUAUUUUGUACUUCAGUGUUUUCUUGUGUUGCCUUAUUGGUAAUGCUAUGGUUGUUUCAUCUUCCCUGCAUUCCUACUGUUUUGUUUUAAAAGUAGGGUGGGGUUUUUCACAUUUUCUAUUGUUCCCUAUAGCACAUCUGAAUUCCUUGAAUUCUUACAACACAGAGGAAUAAAGCAUCUGUGAGUAAGCAGAUUAGAGUGAGCAAGGACUAAUGUGAGCAGACAAACAUAUUUAACUGUGCUUUUGAUCUGUUUUUAUAAAAAAAAAAUAAUGUAAUUGUGAAAUAUCAGACCUUGUGCAGGAGGACUUCUGUCUGUCUUUAAGGAAAAAAUUCAGCCUGGACCAUUUUUGGAAGUAGCAACUUUAAAUUCCACUUUUCAUCUGGAGGAACACACUGCAAACCGGGAGCCUGUGGCCGGCUUGCUGCUUUCGCAGUCUUCCAGAAUGAAGCAAUAUCUCAGAACAGUUUUUCCAUGUAGCUGUCCCCUGCGGUACAUUGAGAUUUCCUCACCUCAGACCCUGUACCGUCAUCAAGGAGCGUAUCGCCCUGACUCCUGCUCAGAAUUCAACUUCACAAAUGAAGAUGUCGGUAUGUUCGUAUUAUGAAAUAUCUGACAAUAAACCCACAUUUUUGUGCUGCUG